Molecule: messenger RNA, 3594 nt
Organism: Penicillium pulvis
Lineage: Eukaryota; Fungi; Ascomycota; Eurotiomycetes; Eurotiales; Aspergillaceae
Product: putative DUF221 domain protein
Exons: 3
Coding region: 1-3594 (1197 amino acids)
Cellular component (GO): plasma membrane
Molecular function (GO): calcium-activated cation channel activity
Source: RefSeq, a predicted model, not a curated record
AUGACAAACGCCUUGGAACAGGCCCUGGAGAAUGCGGGCGGUACUGGCAAGGCGGAUGAGGGAGAGUCAGUUUCGACAUUCGUGGCCUCACUGGCGACAGCCUUUGUCAUCUUCGCAGUCGAGUUCUGCUGCUUCAUGAUACUUAAAGGCAAAUUGACUCGCAUCUAUCAACCACGCACAUAUCUUGUUCCGGAUCGAGAACGUACUACACCAUCGCCCCCAGGUCUCUUUCGCUGGGUGGGUCCAGUCUUCCGGACAUCCAGUGCCGAAUUUAUCCAGAAAAGUGGGCUGGAUGCCUACUUCUUCCUGCGUUAUCUGCGCAUGCUAUUAAAGAUUUUCCUUCCUCUUGCAUUUGUCCUUUUACCGGUACUAAUCCCUAUCAAUUACGUGGGUGGCAAGGGGACUACGUACCAGAAUGGCACCAGCGGAGAACGCUUCGAUGUGACUGGCCUUGAUCAACUGGCAUGGGGAAAUGUCAAACCCCAGCACACCCACCGCUACUGGGCCCAUCUGAUUAUGGCAGUCCUUGUAAUUGUUUAUAUCUGUUUCAUCUUCUUCGAUGAACUGCGCGGAUAUAUUCGCAUGCGACAGGCUUACCUGACUUCUCCACAACACCGACUGCGUGCCUCCGCAACCACCGUGCUGGUCACGGCUAUCCCGUCUGAUUGGCUCAAUAUCGAAGCCCUAGAAAAUCUCUUCGACGUCUUCCCAGGUGGCAUUCGAAACAUCUGGAUCAACCGCAAUUUUGAUGAGCUUAAUCACAAGGUGAAAAGACGAGUCAAGGUUGCCGCCAAGCUUGAGGCGGCCGAAACUUCCUUGAUCCGAAAGUGCAAGGAGGCUCAACUCAAGCAAUUGAAAGCGGAGGAAAAGCAGAAUAAGAAGAAGGGCAAGAAGGACAAGAUCAGCGCAGAGGAUCGAGAAAAGAUGGCCACCGAUAAACGCGCAUCGGAAAUGGCCAUGGGACCCGGUGUAAGCUCCGGUAACCCCCAUGAGGCUCAUACAUUGGAAGAGGUCCUACAUCGUGAGCCAGAAGGACAUCAACGGAACACAUCAGACGGCUCCCGGAACGGGAUAUUUAAUCCAGCCAUGGCAGCGGCUGGGGCAGUUGGUAUGGGUGUUGGAAAGUUGGGUAAAAACCUUAUGGGUGGUCUGAAGAAGGUGGAAGGUGGCUUCGACCACACACUGACCCGAAAUAGAGGGUUUGUAGAAUCUAUUGACGGUGGAUUGCCACCUCGCCAACCUAUGCCCCCGGGUUACUCUCCUGCCGACACCACUGGCUCCGAACUCGCACCUCCCACCCCCAUAUCCCAGAUACCAGAGCCUAUCCAGGGUGAUAGCACCGUGAAUCAGGACGGAAAACCUCCACCCAAACGACCAUUCUGGAAAUCCCGCGGCUCGUCUUACUCCAAGCAUUCUAAACAUGACCCAGAGCCGGAUGAGCACCCUCUCACUGCACCCGAUACCCCUGCUGGCGUUGAUCACAAACUAGGAUCUGAUCAUGAGAAAGCAAGCCCGCACAAAGACAAGAAAGAUGGAGAGCAGUACCCAAUCGCAUACAAUGAGGAUUACGACGAGGAAAAUUAUGGAGAGCCUUUGUGGAAGAAAUACAUUCGACAAAAGGACCGGAAAACUUGGCGUCUUCCUUGGUUCAAGUGGAGAAAAUGGCCGACGAUUUGGCUCAUUGGAAGAAAGGUCGAUACGAUCGACUAUUGUCGGAAGGAGCUCGCCCGGUUGAAUUUGGAGAUUGAAAUCGAUCAGCAAAACCCCGAGCGAUUUCCAUUGAUGAACUCGGCAUUUAUCCAGUUUAAUCAUCAGAUCGCCGCGCACAUGGCUUGUCAGUCAGUCAGCCAUCAUUUGCCUAAGCAGAUGGCCCCACGAAUCGUGGAGAUUUCUCCUGAUGACGUGAUUUGGGACAAUAUGUCCAUGAAGUGGUGGGAGCGCUACCUGCGUACCUUCGUUAUAGUCACGCUUGUCUGUGCGAUGGUUGUUGGGUGGGCCUUCCCCGUUGCGUUUACCGGGUUGCUGUCGCAGUUAUCCUACCUAGAAGACUCUUUUUCAUGGCUAGCCUGGCUUGAAAAGCUACCGUCAUGGUUCAUUUCAGCCAUCCAAGGUAUUCUGCCCGCGACUUUCCUGGCUAUAUUGAUGGCUCUGCUUCCCGUGUGCCUUCGAUUCCUGAGUAAAAAGCAGGGCGUGCACACCGGUAUGACCAUUGAAUUGACUGUCCAGAUGUACUAUUUUGCCUUUUUGAUCGUGCAGCUGUUCUUGGUUGUCACCAUCGCGUCCAGUUUCUCGACCAUUGUUGAGAAGGCCACCGAUGUGACUAGCUGGCCGACACUUUUGGCGCAAAACAUCCCCAGGUCUAGCAACUACUUCUUCUCUUACAUGAUUCUGCAAGCCAUGUCUGUGAGCGCCGGCGCUCUCGUGCAAAUCGUCAACCUGAUCAGCUGGUUCAUCCUUGCUCCGAUUUUGGAUAAAACCGCCAGAAAAAAGUGGGCUCGCACAACCAACCUUCAUCAAAUGCAAUGGGGCACUUUCUUCCCCGUGUAUACCACCUUGGCCUCAAUUGGAUUGAUCUACAGUGUGGUUGCACCUCUAAUUCUGGUGUUCAACGUUGUCACCUUCGGCCUCUUCUGGUUCGUCUAUCGUUACAACACGCUUUAUGUCACUAAGUUCCGUUUUGACACCGGAGGUCUUCUUUUUCCUCGGGCCAUCUAUCAACUCUUCACUGGUCUCUAUAUCAUGGAGAUUUGUUUGAUCGGAUUGUUCUUUUUAGUUGAAAAUGAGGACGGUAAGUUGGCUUGCAAAGGCCAAGGCAUCGUUAUGUGUUUUAUCCUCGCUUUUACCUUUGGAUAUCAAAUGCUCCUUAGCGACGCAUUUGGGCCUCUGCUCAGGUAUCUGCCAAUCACCUUGGAAGAUGCUGCCAUUCGUCGAGACGAAGAGUUUAAGCGUGCCCAGCAUGCUCGACUUGGACUUCCCAUGGAUGAUGAGGAUGAGGAUGAAGAUGAUCAUCAUCCUGUUGAUCAUGGCAUUGCGCCGCCUGGGGAUGACGGAAGUCAUCAGGAUCAAGAAAUUGAACUAAAGACCCUCGAUACGGAUCAGGGUGAUCUCAAGCAUAAAGGGUCGAAGGAUUUACUGUCGACACCCAAGCUGGGUAGUAAAAGGCCUUCCUGGGCCUCCCGGUCAUCGAACCGCCGGUCCAAAUUCUAUGGGGUUAACUCUGCAACCUCUACUCCUACAAUGAAGUCCUUGCGAGACAAGAUGGCCCUUGAUGCUGAAAAUCAAGAACCAUCGUCUAACAAACUGGGGCACGCUCUCUUUGCAGGUGUUCAUGAUGAAUUGGAAGAUCUCACCCCGGAUGAGCGCGAUCAGUUGGUACAACGCGCAUUUCAACACGAGGCUCUCCGCGCUAAACAGCCGGUGAUUUGGAUUCCUCGUGAUGAUCUUGGAGUAAGCGAUGACGAGAUCUACCGGACACAACGGUUCACCAAGCAUAUUUGGAUCAGUAACGAGUACCAAGCUCUUGAUGGCAAGUGCCGGACAAUCUUCAGCCGCAGUCCACCAGAUUUCUCAGAAGUGGAUCUCAUUCAACUAUGA